CAUCCAGAGACGGGCUUUAUCAUUCUGUUUCAACACUUUCAAAGUAUACAUAGAGGACAUGAAAGAGGUCAACAGACACCCCCCCACUCAUGACCCCUCCCCCUCAUAGCCACCCCAGGACUUCCGGCAAACCGGAAGAACCUUUGUUUGUGUUUGUCAAAAUGGCGGCUGGAAUGUAUCUAGAGCACUAUUUGGACAGCAUAGAGAAUCUGCCCUUUGAACUGCAGAGGAACUUCCAGCUGAUGCAAGAUCUGGACCAGAGGACAGAGGAUCUUAAAGGGCAGAUUGAUUCCCUGGCUCGUGAAUAUACAGCCAACGCUCGGACGUUGUCCUCUGAACAGAAGCUCUCACUGUUAAGACAGAUCCAGCAGUCUUAUGGAAAGUGUAAAGAGUUUGGAGAUGACAAGGUCCAGCUUGCGAUGCAAACCUAUGAGAUGGUGGACAAGCAUAUCCGAAGGUUGGAUACAGACCUGGCUCGCUUUGAGGCCGACCUCAAGGAGAAACAGAUAGAAAGCACUGAUUAUGACUCUACCUCCAGCAAGGGCAACAAGAGUGACCAUCGAGGACCCAAAAAGAAGGAGGUGACUCGCACUAGGUCAAAGGUGAAGAGCUCUGACGAUGACUGCAGCUCAAAGAGCGGACAGAAGAAGGUCAAACUCACACAAAGCUCUGAGUUUUCAACCCCGACUGUGAACUUUGGGAACGUGCACCCCUCGGAUGUGUUGGACAUGCCAGUGGACCCCAAUGAGCCCACCUAUUGCCUCUGCCACCAGGUUUCAUACGGGGAGAUGAUUGGCUGUGACAAUACAGACUGUUCUAUCGAGUGGUUCCACUUUGCCUGUGUGGGUCUGACCACCAAGCCCAGGGGGAAAUGGUACUGCCCAAGAUGUUCCCAGGAGCGGAAGAAAAAAUGAACAUGCAAAACAAGAGAAUUCACAGAGAGGGAGGUCGAGGCAGACACAGGGGUUGAAAGUGUUUUAAGGCCCUCCAUAGACACUAAUGGCGCUU
Sinocyclocheilus anshuiensis is the source of this 1008-nucleotide messenger RNA. RefSeq names its product inhibitor of growth protein 4-like. The transcript has 8 exons. NCBI's taxonomy places the organism in Eukaryota, Metazoa, Chordata, Actinopteri, Cypriniformes, Cyprinidae. Gene Ontology annotation, biological process: positive regulation of apoptotic process; regulation of DNA-templated transcription. The coding region runs from base 90 to 914 and encodes 274 amino acids. The record is from RefSeq and is a predicted model, not a curated record. Gene Ontology annotation, cellular component: nucleus.